Messenger RNA from Cajanus cajan (pigeon pea), 1047 nucleotides. NCBI's taxonomy places the organism in Eukaryota, Viridiplantae, Streptophyta, Magnoliopsida, Fabales, Fabaceae. The record is from RefSeq and is a predicted model, not a curated record.
AUGGCUUCGUGGGUGAGAGGCAAGUGCGUCGGUAAGGGCGCGUUCGGCGUUGUCAACAUCGCGCUUUCCAAACACGACGCUCGCGUUUUCGCGGUGAAGUCGGUCGACAUCAAGGCGGGGCGACAGGGACAGGUGGAGGCGUUGGAGAACGAGAUUGCGAUUCUGAGACGCCUGGCCUCGCCGCACGUGGUGGCUUAUCUCGGCGACGAUGUCACGUGCGAAGAGGGAUUCUUCAUCAGGAACCUUCAUUUGGAGUACAUGCCAGGUGGCACCGUCGCUGACUUGGCUCAUGCUGACGUGGACCAGCGGUUGCUCAGGCGCUACGCCUGGUGCAUCGUUAGCGCGCUGCGUGAUGUGCACGCGCGAGGUUUCGUCCACUGCGACGUCAAGGGGAGGAACGUGCUCCUCGCCGCUGAUGGCUCCGUUGUCUUCCCGGCCAUGCUUCUUUGCAACUUGAGUGAUAUGUCAAGUUUUGACAUUGACAAGGAUGUUUACCAAGGGAAGUUGGUGGAUGUGGAUUCAAUUUCUUGGCCUACAGUUGAUGAGGAAACUUUGAGAACCCAUUCCGGCAAUGCUGCUGUUGAAACUGGUAGGGAAAAUGAAGAAAAUGUUGAUCUUUAUUACUUUUGUAUUCUUGGACUGUUCAAGUAUGUUAUUCAAGUGUGUUCCACAGACUAUUCACAUAUGGUUGAACCAGAUUGUAACCCUGCAAAACCGGAGGUCGUUCUACCUUCGCAAGCCUACAUCGCAGCACCAAUUCCAACAGACAUAGAAGCUGCAAUGCAUACUCUUGGCAUCAGUCCUCUAGAUGCAAAUUGGUACAUGGAUACUGGUGCUACUUCUCACAUGACAUCUGCACAAGGAUUUCAGACGGGGAAGCCGGUAAUGAGGUGGGAGAGUCAGGGCGAGCUUUAUCCCAUCACCAAGCCUACAAAUCCAUAUACAUUUGCUGCCAUAGCACCAUCUCUUUGGCAUGAUCGUUUGGGUCACCCGGGAGCCCCUGUUUUGACCUCCCUUAGGAAGAAUAAAUUGAUUAAAUGUAAUUAA